Messenger RNA from Candidozyma duobushaemuli, 1434 nucleotides. RefSeq names its product glutamyl-tRNA(Gln) amidotransferase subunit. The coding region runs from base 1 to 1434 and encodes 477 amino acids. The transcript has 3 exons. Gene Ontology annotation, molecular function: glutaminyl-tRNA synthase (glutamine-hydrolyzing) activity. The record is from RefSeq and is a predicted model, not a curated record. Gene Ontology annotation, biological process: mitochondrial translation; glutaminyl-tRNAGln biosynthesis via transamidation. Lineage: Eukaryota; Fungi; Ascomycota; Pichiomycetes; Serinales; Metschnikowiaceae.
AUGCUUCUAAGACGGUUACUGACCUGGAAGCCCCAGCAAGGCUAUUCCUUCAAAUGUGGGCUUGAGAUUCACACUCAGCUAAAAACAAAGUUCAAGCUUUUUUCGCUUUCCAAGAACGAUCCAGAUUCCCUCCAAACACCAAUGCUAGUUACUUCGACUAUGGCCUUCCAGGAACAGGCUUUGCUUUUAGCACUUAAGGCUGCCACUGCAUUGAACUCCAAUAUCAGUGAAUUGUGUCAUUUUGACCGUAAACACUACUUCUACCUCGAUCAACCAAUGGGGUACCAGUUGACACAGCAUCAUCGGCCAUUGGCCAAAGGUGGGCAAUUGCACUUGACCAAGAAGUACGAUAAUGUCAGUGAAGACCACACUAUACGAAUUGACCAGAUUCAGCUUGAGCAAGACACUGGAAAGUUGAACUACAACGAGUACGAUGAAGCAAUCACUGUGGACCUUAAUAGAGCAAACGUGCCACUUAUCGAGCUAGUCACUGAGCCUGACUUUAAGAAUAUUGAGCAGGUGAAAUCAUUCGUUAGAAAGUACUUGACCUUGAUGUCUCACUUGGGAGUCUGCUCUGGAGAUAUGGAGAAGGGCGCCAUGAGAUGCGAUGUGAAUAUAUCUGUCAACGGAGGAAAGAGAGUGGAAGUCAAGAAUUUGGGUUCUACUUCUGAAAUUGUGGCUGCGGCUACCUAUGAGUACAAUAGACAAGUGGAGCAUUUGAAGACGUCGGACGAGCCCAUCAUUCAGGAAACCAGGGCCUGGGACGGUAAAGCCACUCACAGAAGAAGAGACAAGGAAGAUGCAAACGACUACAGAUACAUGCCCGAUACAGAGAUUCCUGGCAUUUUCCUCUCCCCUCAGAUUGGUGAAGAGAUUCGAGCAAUUCUUCCAGAAUUGCCAGAGGAAAUCUUGGACAAGCUUACCACUGAGCCAUACUGUCUUGAAAUCAAGCAUGCUCGUUUCCUUGUUGACAAUGUGGAUAUCCUCAAGUACUACCUUGACUUGUAUGAGUACGGAUGCAUUGGAGCCAUGCUUGACAUCAAGACAGUCAACAACUGGCUCCUCCACGAAUUGUUAGGUGCAUUCCACAAGUUGGAAGUUCCUUUCGACCGCACAGCCAUCAGUCCCAGAAGCUUGACUGAAUUGAUGGUCAUGGUAAAGAAGGAGGAGAUCACAUUUUCCUCGGCUAAGCUUUUGUUGUUACAGCUUUUACAGUUAGAGCCUAAGGAAAGGAGUCUUCCAAUGCAAGAGUUGGUUGACAAGUACGAUUUGGGCUCUGCCAACAGCGCCUCCACUAAAGAUUUGGAUGAGGCCAUUACUGAGAUCUGUCAAGAUAUCAUCUCUUCUAAUCCAGACGUGGUUGAAAGGAUACAGAACGGAAAAGCCAACUCCAUUAAUCACCUUAUUGGGAAAGGUCAAUUCAAAAGAGUUUGA